CAUAGCUGCAUCUGCUUGUUGAGUUUCUUUCGCCGUGUCCUCCCUGGUUAAUCUCCACCGGGUUCAGCCAUGGCACUCGUUUGCAAGUCAGGCGUGUUCGGCAAGGCUGCUGUGGCCCGGCCCGUCCGUGUGGCAGCGCCCACCCGCGUUCGCCUCGCCGUAUGCAAUUCGUUCAAGAACAAGGAGAACAUAGACCUGAGCAAGGUGGAGGGCUUUAAGCGCCAUGAUGCGGACGCUGGCUCUACAGAGGUCCAGGUAGCUCGCCUAACUGCACGCAUCGUCCAAAUUAGCAAGCACUUGGCGCAGAACCGCAAGGACUUUGCUGCUCGCCGCGGCCUGGAGGCGAUUCUCAGCCAGCGCAAGUCCCUCCUGCAGUACCUUUACAAGGAGGACAGGUCCGUGUACGACAAGCUGGUGAAGGACUUCGGCAUCCGCUCAGUGGUUGUCGGCGACACUCGCGGUGCCGCGCGUCAAAAGGAGGAGGCUGCUGUGUAAGCAACGUUCCGGAUCUAAAGCCUGGAGGGCCUUCACAGUGUUGUUGGGACAACAGCAAUCUGAGCCACUGGGCAGACAUAUAGCACAGGUUUACGGACGACGCGUGCUCUACUUGACGUGUUAUUACCUGAAGCUUUGGGACGAGUGGCUGGCGUCUGUGAGCCGGUUCGUUUGGAACCCUGGCGAGUUUUGGCUGACAAGAUAGUGACACGGGGAGAGAGGCGCACCCAAGAGCUUGUUGUCGUAGUCAUGACCUGUAGCUUUCCCCCUUAGCGAGCUCCUCGUAUCAUGCAUGCUCGUCGCACCGUAUGCGGAGGUAAUGAUGAUAUUUGUUCUCGCAUGUAGGGGUCCUCGACGUACUGGUGUCCGGCUACACCCGGCGAGGCAUGGAUUGGAUUAUGUCGGUGAACUUGAUGUGUCUGCUGCAGUGCUGCUGAUCUCAAACCCCAUUUUUGCAUGGACCAGGGGUUGGGACGGCACGCGCCGUGGUGUUUGGGUUUCUUAACGUGUUUUGCAAGUCAGGGGGAAUGCGAAGGUUACAUGCGGAGAAUACGCGUCCGCCUUUGCCGGCUGUGGAAUUUCAGGACGCAGGUUAUGAUGGUGCGGACGUGUCUUGUAAGGUUAUUUUACGUCCCUGUCGCU
This is a messenger RNA of Volvox carteri f. nagariensis, 1137 nucleotides long. RefSeq lists its product as uncharacterized. The coding region runs from base 70 to 495 and encodes 141 amino acids. Lineage: Eukaryota; Viridiplantae; Chlorophyta; Chlorophyceae; Chlamydomonadales; Volvocaceae. The record is from RefSeq and is a predicted model, not a curated record. Gene Ontology annotation, cellular component: ribosome. Gene Ontology annotation, molecular function: structural constituent of ribosome. Gene Ontology annotation, biological process: translation. The transcript has 4 exons.